Molecule: messenger RNA, 1065 nt
Organism: Cladocopium goreaui
Lineage: Eukaryota; Dinophyceae; Suessiales; Symbiodiniaceae
Source: the annotation of a GenBank genome assembly
AUGUUAGUUCACCUGCCAAGUGUGGCUUCCCAUGGUCGUUGCUUUUUAGUGAAGCACGCCAGUGACCGGUCUGUGGCGCUGCCGUUGCGCCCAUUGGCUGCCAUUGGUGUCGCUGCAGCUGCGGCUGCCUGUGGCAGAAGAUGCUUUCGAUGCCACCGCACUGUGCGACGCUGCGAAGAUGCCAAAGUCUUGGAGGUCGCAGAGCAGGCUGCACGCGCUGCUGGGUGUCUGAUCCGAGAGCAGGUGGGUGCCAAAGUCAUUCGACGUAAAGCCUUUGCUGCGGAUCUGCUGACAGCAGUGGAUCAGCAGUGUGAGGAGGCCAUCCGAAAGAUUGUUCAGGACAACUUCCCAAGCCAUGCAUUCCUGGGGGAGGAGACGGCUGAGACCACUGGAGGUAUUGAGGAGAUGCAAGCGCAGGAAGGUUGGCUGUGGGUGGUGGAUCCCAUUGAUGGAACUACCAACUUCGCCUCUGGUCAACCCAUGUCCGCGGUGAGCAUCGGCGUGGCUAAAGACGGACAGCUUCGUGUUGGGGUCAUCUAUGAGCCCUUCCGAGACGAGCUCUUCACGGCGCAAGUGGAGCGUGGUGCCUUCCUCAACGGCCAAAGUAUCCGUGUCUCAGAUGCCAAAGAGCUUUCAGAGGCUGUGGUCGCCUCGGGGUGUGCCCCAAAUCCGAAGAGCUCAGCGCCGUGCCUUCGGGCCAUGACUGAACUGGCGCCCAAGACAAGGACACUUCGCAUCUUGGGCUCUGCUGCAGUGAACUUUGCAUGGCUCGCCUGUGGACGUCUCGAUGCUUGGUUCGAGGUGGACUUGAACGCCUGGGACAACGCUGCUGGAGCCUUGCUGGUCCAAGAGGCAGGAGGCCUGGUGACAGAUUGCAAGGGCUCGCCAUACACUUUGAGCACGCGCCCGAUUUGUGCUACCAAUGGGUUGAUUCAUUUCGAGCUGCUUGAGAUCCUGGCAAAGACCAAGGCUACGGAGUUGGAUCCAUAGCUGAUCGCUUUCCAGGCCUAUGGGCCUAUGGCUGACCGCUAGUACACCAACCGGCAGAUGUGCGCAUACAAAAAU